Molecule: messenger RNA, 630 nt
Organism: Chlorella variabilis
Lineage: Eukaryota; Viridiplantae; Chlorophyta; Trebouxiophyceae; Chlorellales; Chlorellaceae
Exons: 1
Coding region: 1-630 (209 amino acids)
Source: RefSeq, a predicted model, not a curated record
AUGCUGGCCAUGCUGCUUCGCGCGCUGGCAGCCCCAUCAGCCAGCGGCAGCGUGGUGCGCCCGCAGGCGCUGCCGUCGCUCACACGCGUGGCCUGGCGUGUGGCCGCGAUGCCUGCGUCAUCAUCAGCAGCAGCAGCGUUGCUAGGCUGCUCCUCUCGCUUCUGGAAGCUGCCAGCCGGCACGCACGCGCCAGCCCGCCAGCUGAGCAGCAGGAGCAGCAGCCUGCAGGCGCCCACACAGCUGCAGCCACCCACGGAGCCAGACCCAUCGGAGUGCUGCGGCCGGGGCUGUGCCGAGUGUGUGUGGACGGCCUAUUACGAAGACGUGCAGCAGUACAAUGCUGAGCUGGCAGCACUGCACGGGGUUGCCCCGCCUGAAGACCCCUUUGCAGCCCUUGAGCGCAGGCUUGCGGAGCAGCAGCGCCAGGCGGAGCAGCAGGAACAGCAGCAAGACCCCGUGGCAGCAGAGGCGCAUAGUGUGCCAGCAGCGCCAGCAGCUGGAGCGCCAGCGCCGCCGCCAGAGCCGCCUACACAGCAGCAGCAGCAGCCAACACGCGGUGGCUCGGAGCCCGCGUGGCAGCAGCGGCCGCAGCAGAUGGCACUGCAUGGUGCAUUGGCUGGAGUUGGCUGA